AUGGAAAAAAAUACAUUCGAUGUCAUUAUCGUCGGAGCCGGGAUCAGCGGUAUCAAUGCUGCCUAUCGCCUGCAACAAACCCUCCCAGACUACUCAUAUGCCAUCCUGGACGGGAAGAGUCGGUUGGGGGGGACAUGGGACCAGUUCAAAUAUCCUGGAAUCAGGUCGGAUUCGGACCUUUUCACCUUUGGGCUGCCUUGGGAGCCGUGGCAGCAUGAUCGUGCCAUUGCAGAAGGCAAGGAUAUUCUCAGCUAUCUUGAAUGCGCCGCUACCAAAUACGAGAUUGACAUGCAUUUCAAAUUCGGACACAUGGUGCUUUCGAUGGAUUGGUCGUCAUCAAAUCAACUUUGGAAGCUGGAAGUUACUGUCGGCGGAGAACGGAGAUAUCUUCACGCACGCCAUGUUCUACUGGGUACGGGCUAUUACGACUACAAGCGUGGGCUGAACACUGCGAUUGAAGGAAUCGAGAAAUUCCAGGGUACUGUCGUGCAUCCCCAGUUUUGGCCAGAGGACCUUAACUAUGUUGACAAGAGGGUCGUCGUCAUCGGCAGCGGCGCCACCGCUGUGACACUUCUUCCCAGUAUGGCCGACAAGGUCAAAUCAAUCACCAUGCUGCAGAGAUCACCUGGGUACUUUGUCCGCAUCCCCAUUGUCGACCCACUCGUCACUCUCAUCAAGCGAUGGCUCCCGCUCAAAUGGGCAAAUCCGAUGAUCCGGAUGAUGUACUUUACGAGGGCCAUCAUAUUCUACAACUUCUGCCGAAUGUUUCCUGAGCGGAUGAUCAACUUCCUUCGCAAGAACACUGAACGGCAGCUCCCUGAGCAUCUCCCUUAUGACCCUCACUUCAAACCCAAGUACAACCCUUGGGAGCAACGAAUGUGUAUUUGCCCCGGAGGAGACUUUUUUGACUGCCUGCGAAGUGGUAAGGCCCAUGUGGUCACCGAUACUAUCAACACGGUGACAGAAUCCGGCAUCAAACUCGACUCCGGAGCAGAGCUCGAUGCUGACAUUAUCGUCACCGCAACUGGGCUAAAGGUGCAGUUUGGAGGUGCCAUUAAGCUCUCUGUGGAUGGAACCCCGGUGAACGUACCCGACAAAUUUAUAUGGCGAGGUAUCAUGUUACAAGACGUUCCUAACCUUGCCUUUGUCUUUGGCUAUACUAAUCAGUCCUGGACCCUUGGUGCUGAUGCCGCUGCUCAGCUUUGGGUACGUCUGUUGAAAAGAGCUCACAGUAGAGGCAUGAACAGCGCGAUCCCCCGCGUGGAUGCAAAGGAUGGCGUUCGUGAGAAAUUCAUCAUGGAUCUACUGUCAAGCUCCUAUGCCAAGGCCGCAAAGGAGGCGAAUGUCCUACCGAAAGGUGGCGAUCGGGGUCCCUGGUUGCCUAGGAGACUCUGGUUGAAGGAUAUCUUGCAUGCGAAGUAUGGCGACAUUUCGACCGGUUUACAGCUAGUUAGAAUAUAG
Molecule: messenger RNA, 1461 nt
Organism: Exophiala aquamarina CBS 119918
Lineage: Eukaryota; Fungi; Ascomycota; Eurotiomycetes; Chaetothyriales; Herpotrichiellaceae
Exons: 2
Coding region: 1-1461 (486 amino acids)
Source: RefSeq, a predicted model, not a curated record